AUGUCUAACAACGUAUACAUCGUAUCAGCCAAAAGAACUCCGAUUGGUUCAUUCCAAGGGACAUUAUCAUCCAAGACUGCCAUUGAUUUGGGUGCCACUGCUGUCAAGGCAGUCAUGGAUGAAGUCCCACAAUUGAAUCCAGAAUCAGACUACGAUGAAAUCAUAUUCGGUAAUGUAUUGUCUGCCAAUUUGGGUCAAGCUCCGGCUAGACAAGUUGCUUUAGCUGCUGGGUUGAAAAACACUAUCAUUGCUACUACGGUGAAUAAAGUUUGUGCUUCCGCUAUGAAGGCGAUCAUCUUGGGGGCUCAAAGUAUUAAAUGUGGUACUGCUGAUGUUGUAGUCGCUGGUGGAUGUGAAUCUAUGACUAAUACACCUUAUUAUAUGCCUGCGGCUAGAAGUGGUGCUAGAUUUGGGGAAACUGUUCUGGUGGAUGGUGUUCAAAGGGAUGGUCUUAAUGAUGCUUAUGAUGGGUUAGCUAUGGGUGUUCAUGCUGAGAAAUGUGCAAGUGAUUGGAAUAUUUCUAGAGAGGAGCAAGAUAAUUUUGCCAUUGAUUCUUAUCAAAAGGCUCAGGCUGCUGAAAAUGAUGGGAAAUUUAAGAAUGAAAUAGCUCCUGUAAUAAUUAAGGGGUUUAGAGGUAAACCUGAUAUGGAAGUUGUCAAAGAUGAAGAACCCGGUAAAUUGAAUAUUAAUAAAUUAAAGAGUGCAAGAACUGUUUUCCAAAAGGAAAAUGGUACUGUUACUGCACCAAAUGCAUCUCCAAUUAACGAUGGUGGUGCUGCGGUCAUCUUAGUGUCUGAAAGAAAAUUAAAUGAAUUAGGUUUAAAACCAUUAGCUGUGAUAAGAGGUUGGGGUGAAGCAGCUCAUGAACCAGCCAAUUUCACUUGGGCUCCAUCUUUAGCUGUACCAAAGGCAUUAAAACAUGCUGGUAUUGAAGAUAUUAAUUCUAUUGAUUUUUUUGAAUUUAAUGAAGCAUUUUCUGUUGUUGGAUUAGCUAAUACUAAGAUUUUGAAAUUAGAUCCAUCCAAAGUGAAUGUAUAUGGUGGUGCUGUUGCCAUUGGUCAUCCAUUAGGUUGUUCUGGUGCAAGGAUUGUUGUUACAUUAUUAUCUAUCUUAAAUCAAGAAAAGGGGAGACUGGGUGUUGCUGCUAUUUGUAAUGGUGGUGGUGGUGCCUCUUCAAUUGUCAUUGAAAGACUAUGA
This is a messenger RNA of Naumovozyma dairenensis CBS 421, 1197 nucleotides long. RefSeq names its product acetyl-CoA C-acetyltransferase (gene ERG10). NCBI's taxonomy places the organism in Eukaryota, Fungi, Ascomycota, Saccharomycetes, Saccharomycetales, Saccharomycetaceae. Gene Ontology annotation, molecular function: acetyl-CoA C-acetyltransferase activity. Bases 1 to 1197 code for a protein of 398 amino acids. The transcript has a single exon. The record is from RefSeq and is a predicted model, not a curated record. Gene Ontology annotation, biological process: fatty acid beta-oxidation; ergosterol biosynthetic process.